Molecule: messenger RNA, 4580 nt
Organism: Paramisgurnus dabryanus
Lineage: Eukaryota; Metazoa; Chordata; Actinopteri; Cypriniformes; Cobitidae
Gene: oit3
Product: oncoprotein induced transcript 3
Molecular function (GO): calcium ion binding
Source: RefSeq, a predicted model, not a curated record
AAAUCUUCCCCUCAAACUCAAAGUGUUAAGACGAGUGACUGGAUGUGCAUGUGAUCCAUAUUUCAUAAACGCUUCCAUACGUUCCUCUCUACUGCUGGACAUGUUUUUCACCCUACUUAUUCUUCUACAUACUGUGUGUACCACACAUCCCAUAGAUCCCUGCUCAGCCUACAUCAGUCUUAAUGAGCCGUGGAGAAACACCGACUACCACGUCAAUAACUCCGCAGGUGUCCCUCUGUGUGACCGACACGUGUCUGGAGAAUGGUAUCGCUUCACAGGGAUGGCCGGGGACGCUAUGCCCACCUUCUGUAUCGAAGAGAACCACUGUGGUACCCAUGCCCCCAUCUGGUUAAAUGGCAGUCACCCACUGCCUCGUGACGGCACUGUCACCGUGCCCGCGUGUGCCAGCUUCAACAAUAACUGCUGUCACUGGACCGCCAGCGUGGACGUGAAGGCCUGUGCUAAGGGUUUUUACGUCUACCGCCUUCCCCGACCCUCCGUCUGUUUCCACGUCUACUGUGGCCAUUUCUAUGACAUAUGUGAUGAGGUGGAGUGUAAUGGUGCUGAUUGUCCUGUUGAGCCUGAAUGUCGCUGUCCUGCUGGGACCGUUCUGGGAACUGAUGCACAAACAUGUCUGGAUGUGAACGAGUGUGAGAAGGGGAAUGGAGGCUGUGCAGAAAUUUGCAUCAACACAAAAGGUUCUCAUCGAUGCGAGUGUGGACUGGGCAAAGUGCUGGAUGUGGAUGGAAAGAGCUGUAAAGAAAUCGCAGGAUGUGACCAUGUGAAUGGAGGCUGUAGCCAUGGAUGCUCCUCAGAGGAGGACUCAUAUUACUGUCACUGUCCUCGGGGUCUAACACUAGGAGAUGACAAACGCAGCUGUGAGGUCCCCGUCCAGUGUGAUCCCAGUUCAAUACAGGUCUCAGUUCCUAAAGACCUGGUGGGAGGACUUGAACUCUUCCUGUCUAACUCCUCUUGUCGUGGCCUUUCCAACGGCACCCACAUUAACCUCCGCUUCAGUUUGAAGACCUGCGGCACUGUGGUGCAGGUCAUCGAUGACAAAAUUAUCGGCACUAACUUGGUGACGGGGUUGCCGCGGUCGAGUCCUGGCAGCAGUGGGGAUUUGAUUGUGCGUACCAGUAAACUACUGCUGCCAAUCACAUGCGAGUUUCCACGUCAGUAUGAAGUGUCAGACGGAUACCUGCCCAGUCUGCGCAACACAGCACUUGAGCUGGCGGGUCACAGUGAAGGAGUUUUCCCCUUUACCCUGGAGCUCUUUAAGAGCGCUGAGUUCUCUGAGGCGUACAGUCAACCUCCUCAGCUGCGACUGCAUGACUCGCUGUACUUCAGUGUUGAACCUCUUGAACGAGUGGAUGGUCUUGCCGCAUUUGUCGAAAGCUGUUUUGCAACACCUAGCUCCAAGGCUGACCAGGCCUUGAAAUAUUACCUCAUUAAAGAUGGCUGUAUUACAGAUGAAACCGUACGUCAGCUUUCAGCCAAAGAUCAGCUCUCCAAACACUACCAGGUCCCUGUCUUCAAGUUCAUUGGCAAGGACAACCGAGAGGUGUUUCUGCAUUGCCGUGUGUUGGUGUGUGGACAGUCCCAAGGCGAGUCCCGCUGCACGCAGGGCUGUCGAAAACGAUUGAGGAGGGCUCUCUGGGCCGACCAGCAUGAAGUGCAAGACAUCCUGUCCAGUGGACCAAUUCGUAUACUACCAGACCCAUGAGACACGCUCGCCAUCCAGCAUGUGUUAGCGCUAACUCACAAAAGAAACAGCUCCCUCUACAGUUUAUACACACAUAUUUAUACAGUACAGUAUAUCUGCAGUAUUCAGACAAUUAUUAUUAUUAAAGGGCACAAUUGUUCAAGCACCAAUACAUGUUAAGCUCUGCUCAAAUGCAUUGAUGGCAUAAUGACAAAAUUAUUCUCUGUUACUGUAGUAUCCUAAACUGAGUCAUAUUAGUCAUAUACAGUGAGGAAAAUAAGUAUUUGAACACCCUGCUAUUUUCCCACUUAGAAAUCAUGGAGGGGUCUAAAAUUGUCGUCGUAGGUGCAUGUCCACUGUGAAAGACAUAAAACAAAUCCAGAAAUCCCAAUGUAUGUUUUUUUUAACUAUUUAUUUGUAUGAUUCAGCUGCACAUAAGUAUUUGAACACCUGUCUAUCAGCUAGAAUUCUGACCCUCAAAGACCUGUUAGUCUGCCUUAAAAAUGUCCACCUCCACUCCAUUUAUUAUCCUAAAUUAGAUGAGGUUGUUAGCUGCAUAAAGACACCUGUCCACAUAAAAUCAGUAAGAAUCCAACUACUUACAUGGCCAAGACCAAAGAGCUGUCCAAAGCACCUCCACAAGGCUGGAAAGGGCUACAGGGAAAUUGCCAAGCAGCUUGGUAAAAAAAGGUCCACUGUUGGAGCAAUCAUUAGAAAAUGGAAGAAUCUAAACAUGACUGUCAAUCUCCCUCGGACUGGGGCUCCAUGCAAGAUCUCACCUCGUGGGGUCUCAAUGAUCCUAAGAAAGGUGAGAAAUCAGCCCAGAACUACACGGGAGGAGCUGCUUCCCCUGCUUAAACCAGCACAUGUCCAGGCCCGUCUUAAGUUUGCCAAUGACCAUUUGGAUGAUCCGGAGGAGUCAUGGAAGAAAGUCAUGUGGUCAGAUGGGACUAAUAUAAAACUUUUUGGUCAUAAUUCCACUAAACGUGUUUGGAGGAAGAAUGAUGAGUACCAUCCCAAGAACACAAGCCCUACUGUGAAGCAUGGGGGUGGUAGCAUCAUGCUUUGGGGUGUUUUUCUGCACAUGGGACAGGGCGACUGCAAUGUAUUAAGGAGAGGAUGACCGGGGCCAUGUAUUGCGAGAUUUUGGGGAACAACCUCCUUCUCUCAGUUAGAGCAUUGAAGAUGGGUCGAGGCUGGGUCUUCCAACAUUUCACACAGCCAGGAUAACCAAGGAGUGGCUCUGUAAGCGGCAUAUCAAGGUUCUGGCAUGGCCUAGCCAGUCUCCAGACCUAAACCCAAUAGAGAAUCUUUGGAUGGAGCUUAAACUCCUUGUUUCUCAGCGACAGGCCAGAAACCUGACUGAUGUAGAGAAGAUCUGUGUGGAGGAGUGGGCCAAAAUCCCUCCUGCAGUGUGUGCAAACCUGGUGAAAAACUACAGGAAACGUUUGACCUCUGUAAUUGCAAACAAAGGCUACUAUACCAAAUAUUAACAUUGACUUUCUCAGGUGUUAAAAUACUUAUUUGCAGCUGUAUCAUACAAAUAAAUAGUAAAAAAUUAAUACAUUGUGAUUUCUGGAUUUUUAUUUUAGAUUAUGUCUCUCACAGUGGACGAUGACAAUUUCAGACCCCUUCAUGAUUUCUAAGUGGGAGAACUUGCAAAAUAGCAUCAUUUCGUAUUUACAGAUCAUUUCGAGGCUAUGAACCUGUUUGAAGUCGUCUGUUUGCAGUAAAGCAUCUGUUAAUGUCAACACAGAACCUUGUAUCUCAAGCUUUCACAAUUAAAUUGAAGCUUUGAACCAAAUUUAUUACAGUCUGUUCAAUUGCUUUUUUAAAAUAUGUAAUAUGUAUUAUUAUGUUCAGCACUGUAUUAUUGAAGUAAUACAACAGUUUUAUUUGUCACAAGCAUUUUAUUGUCUUUCACAGUAUAAUAAACAACCUUUGCAUUGUUAAGGUUCAGACAGAUUAAAUAUUAAUUUGAGGUUAAAUAAAAUUCAAAAUAAAAAUAAGCAUUUCUCUCAGAUGAGUUUUAUUUUACAGCAUAUUGUUUCCUGAACAUCCCUGUGUGGGUUUAUAAAUAUCACUACUCUACCCUUAUGGGUUGAAGAAAUAUUUAUAAUCUUUAACAAAAAAGAAAACAGACAAUUUAACUUAAAGCAAAAGUCAUGCCGACAGCAUCCAUUCACUGGAUUUUUUACUGUAAUGAUAUCAGCUUUCUACCCAUGUUCAUGUAACUUGGACUGGGUAUUUUGUCCUCUUAUAGGAAGAAACUGCACACAGUGAUAAAGUAGCUACAAAUAUGCACUUUCAUCCAAACAUAUCAAAUUCCUUUGUUUCACUUAAACUGAUCCAUCAGCACUAGUCCACACAUUAGUGGGUGAAUCUCACCCAAUAUCACAUUUCACAUAGUCAAACCAAAGAAAAUAUUAUAUACUGUAUUUUGAAAAUAAAAUCUGAUUUCAUUUUUAUUGAGGCAUUGUUUUUGUCAGGGGUUUUCAAAUAGGGGCCCCUCAGAAAAUUUUCAAGAGAAAAACGACAAAUUGUGAAGUCUAUGUGUAGCCAAUUAUUUAAGUUUGUAAACAAUUUGCUUUCUUUAUAAUAUCACAAUUACUAUUUAUCUAUCACAGUUUAAAAUUUCUUUGUAAAAUAUAUGGAUAUAUGUUUUAGGAAAGGGGUCCCUUGCUAAAGUUCCUGCCAUCAAAAAAAUAAAAAACUGUUUUAUGUGACACCUCCACUCCAAUUAUCAAUUUUGAAAAAUACUGAAAUAUUAUUUAAAUUGUAGUAUUUUUUGUACUGCCUGGUAUUUCUUGUGAUUAUUUAAAAAAAUUACUAAAACUCCAUUUUAAUAUUAUAACCCCAUUAGUAAAAAAAAAUCAAA